UCAUUAGCAACAGCACACACGUGUCACCAGAAUGCAGAAACGUGUGAAUUUUGGUUGCACAUUGAGCACAGACUGACAAUGGUAAAGGGUCGUAUUGCUGUUUUCCCCGAAAAUGGUCAACUCUACAGUUAUGAUACCGUCAACACUUCCGCCGCUACGCCAGUGGACUUAUCAGACGUUAUAACCGCUGAUGGCUGGGAAGGAUACCGUUUAGUUACAGUAGCUAAUAAUAGUUUACCUGGCCCACCUAUAGAAGUCUACGAAGGUCAAACUGUUGUUGUACAUGUGAAAAACUCAUUAACCAGCGAAUCUGUUACUAUUCAUUGGCACGGACUCCAUCAGACGGGUACCCCUUGGAUGGACGGCGUAGCUUUUGUUAGCCAAUGCCCCAUUCACCCCGGUGGGAGCUUCACCUACAGAUUCAAAGCUAAACCUAAAGGUACCUUUUGGUAUCAUUCACAUGUGGGCUCACAGCGAACCAUGGGUUUAUAUGGAGCGUUGAUCAUUCGUGAGAAAAAGCCAAUGGUAAUGAAAGAAUUGAUUGCCGUUAUUACAGACUGGAACCAUUGGGAUUCAGCGGAGGUUCAUCAACAGAUGCUUUACGGAAUGUACGAUCAUCGUGUGAAACUGAUUAGCACCGACUCACUGGAUGGUGGACAUUUCAGUUUGUUUCGAUUUCAAUCGGGUUUAAUUAAUGGCAAAGGCAGAUUAUAUGAUGGCAAUAAACAUAACGGGGCUCCUUUACAUAUAUUUAAUGUUACUGCUGGAGAACAAUACCGAUUUCGAUGGAUUGCAGCAGGUGCUCUCUACCCGUUUCGUAUAUCCAUUGAUGAACAUAAUCUCACCAUCAUUGCUUCAGAUGGUUAUGAUUUGAAACCAAAAACAGUUGAAUCACUAGUGAUAAAUCCUGGUGAGCGAUACGACUUUAUCAUUACGACAGACAAGCCAGUGGGAAACUAUUGGGUUCGCGCCAUCACUCUUGAGGUGAACGUCAAUCACACAGCGGAGGCCAUUCUUAGAUAUGAUACAGCUGCCAACAUGGAACCUGAUUCAAGCAAAAAGGCGUGCACGCAAGAUGAUAAAUGUGUUGUAGCAAAUUGUCCAUUUUCUUAUUAUCCUAUAGAAGCCAGUACCGUUUGCAUUCGAUUUGAUGAGUUUAAAGCCCUUCCUGAUAACGACCCUGCACCAAAAGGACAACUGGAAGAACGUUUCAUAAACUUUGCUUUUCCGGGAAGUAGCUGGUAUCCAAGCUCAGCCAAUGGCCGAUCAUUUGUAUAUCCACCAGUUUCAGCCAUGACCCAACCUCAAGAAUUAGGGAAGUAUCGUUGUGGUGAAGAAUGUACGGAGCAAACGAAUUGUCAUUGUUUCGGCACAAUGGAUCUGGAUCACAACAAGGUUUAUCAGAUAGUAUUUCUUAACAUGGGUAACGGAAAGGGUUGGGCUCAUCCAAUUCACAUGCAUGGCCACUCGUUCUACGUCGUCAAGAUGGAAUAUGGAUCAUACAAUGAAACAACUGGGAAAAUAAUAGAGGACAAUUUAGAUAUUGAUUGUCGUGGCGGUAAAGACAGGUCUAAAAGUUUCUGUAACAAUGCCACGUGGACGAAUUCAACGUGGUUUGGUGGUAGUGUCCCCGGUUUAGAACUGACAAAUCCGCCACGAAAAGACACAAUAAUCGUUCCAAGUGGGGGCUACGUUGUUGUAAGAAUUAAGGCGGAUAAUCCUGGGACGUGGUUUGUGCAUUGUCAUAUAGAUCUGCACGCAAGUGAUGGAAUGGCCCUUGUUUUAAACGAGUCUUUCCCACACCAUCCAAAAGCACCCAAGGGCUUUCCUAGAUGUGGCGAUUUCGACUAUAAUAUGUCCAACGAGAACAUGAAACCAGAUCCCGAGAAGGAGACCAUCGAACCUGCAGGUAAAUAUGUAUCAUGUUUGACACCAAGCACAACGAAUUAAGGAACUGCUAUUGGCUUAGAUAAUAGGA
Messenger RNA from Patella vulgata (common limpet), 1978 nucleotides. RefSeq lists its product as uncharacterized. Gene Ontology annotation, cellular component: plasma membrane. The record is from RefSeq and is a predicted model, not a curated record. Lineage: Eukaryota; Metazoa; Mollusca; Gastropoda; Patellidae. Gene Ontology annotation, molecular function: copper ion binding; oxidoreductase activity. Gene Ontology annotation, biological process: iron ion transport. The coding region runs from base 79 to 1950 and encodes 623 amino acids. The transcript has a single exon.